Messenger RNA from Phyllostomus hastatus (greater spear-nosed bat), 1169 nucleotides. RefSeq lists its product as uncharacterized. The record is from RefSeq and is a predicted model, not a curated record. The transcript is spliced from 8 exons. Lineage: Eukaryota; Metazoa; Chordata; Mammalia; Chiroptera; Phyllostomidae. Bases 125 to 1066 code for a protein of 313 amino acids. Gene Ontology annotation, molecular function: methyltransferase activity.
GAAUUCCCCUGGCGCUUCAGAGAACUCCAAGAAGGGGCGGGGCUUAGGGCGUUCGCAGCCUAGGAAGGCGGGUUCCACUCGCUCUAGUCAGGUGUCGCUACCGGUCUCUGCUUGCGCGUGCGCAAUGCGCAUCUCCCGCAAGGCUGCUUUGUGCUGCAACAUGGAAUUCCGCUCCGCACAGCAAGCAAUUCUGCAGCUGCUUGGUACCGUGACUCCAGCAGACCUCCCAGCCCUGCUGGAGUGGAUGCGAACGACCCGAGAUUUUGACGAGUUCACUCAGGAUAAUAAUGACACUAUGUUGAAAAACAUAGCAGAAGAUCUUCGGAAUUGCUUACCUCUAGAAAGCAUGCUUCCCUCAGAACAUCUAGCCCUUCAAAAAAUACAGCAGCGGCCAGAACCCACAGUUCACGUUGAUGCAUUCCUUUAUGAUGAAGACUUUAUUGAUUCAUUAUGUGAGGAAGGAAAAAUGAGCAGAAACUACUGUAUGGUGUGUGGCUCACACCAGACAGCACCUUUAGGAUUUAUUUCUCAUUCCUUCUCUCUCAUGGAAUUGAAGUUCAUUUAUCAUCACGUACUCCCUGAUCUGUCGGGAAAGCUCUUGGUUGACGUUGGCUCCAGGCUUGGCACAGUCCUUUACGGGGGUUACCUUUACAGUUCAGCAUUGCAACUGUAUGGAGUAGAAUUGAAUGGAGACUUUUGCCAGUUGCAGGAAAUGAUCAUAGAAAAAUACCAGUUUGCUGACAGAAUAAAGGUACUUCAUGCAGACAUCUGUACCCAGGAUUCCCUUCUACAAAAUGCUGAUGUUGUUAUAAUGAAUAACGUCUUCGAAUAUUUUCUUGAUGAGGCAGAACAGGCCAGAGCCUGGGAAUUCAUCAGCCAUAAUGUAAGGAAACAAGGAUCAUUAUUAGUAACAGUACCAAGUCUUGAAGAGUCUCUCUCAGGUCUUCAGGUUAAUAUACAGUUACCUUUCUGGGUUGAAGAGGUGCCACUGAAUUAUGAUGUGUACCCAGAAAAGGACAUCGACAGGGAAGCUCUUGAACAAAUACAUUUAUAUAAGAUUCUCUAGUACUAAAAGAGUCCUACCUAAGUGUAAUGUUUUUUGAGUAUAUUUAAAAAUAAUGAAAAAGACAUAUAACCCCAAUACUCUUAACACAUAUUUUUUCUUUGUA